This is a messenger RNA of Penicillium samsonianum, 240 nucleotides long. RefSeq lists its product as uncharacterized. The transcript has a single exon. NCBI's taxonomy places the organism in Eukaryota, Fungi, Ascomycota, Eurotiomycetes, Eurotiales, Aspergillaceae. The record is from RefSeq and is a predicted model, not a curated record. Bases 1 to 240 code for a protein of 79 amino acids.
AUGGACAAUGGACAAACGGACAAAUCCAAAAUCAAUCGACACCGACAAUCUCCAAACGAUAUGACAGUGGGACCAGACGGACUCCGCGCGGACAACACACAGUGUCCAGUGCGGGAUAUCCGGUAUCGAGGGCAGAACGGGAUGAUCAAUAUCAAAUUCAUACGGCGCGUCAAUCAUUGGACGCCGCAGCCGCUCUGUAUCCAGUCGCGCUGUACGCAUACGGAGGUCAACAAUCAAUAA